Messenger RNA from Rhopilema esculentum, 8813 nucleotides. RefSeq names its product protein OSCP1. Lineage: Eukaryota; Metazoa; Cnidaria; Scyphozoa; Rhizostomeae; Rhizostomatidae. Gene Ontology annotation, biological process: transport. The record is from RefSeq and is a predicted model, not a curated record. Gene Ontology annotation, cellular component: cytoplasm; plasma membrane.
GUGCAACAACAUUAUAUUGGAACCAACUUCGGAGCUUGCAGACAGCCUAUCGCCAAAAACUGUGUCUUUGGUUUCUUGCCAGUAUUCUUAAUCAGACAUGUCUCUGAAAACUCUGCCGAUGCUAUUCCUCAAUCUUGGGGGUGAAAUGAUGUACAUCUUAGACCAGAGGCUACGUGCACAAAAUAUCCCUAAAGAGAAAUCUCGGAAGGUCAUGCAUGAUAUUGUUGGAACAAUGCUGAAUGGAAGAUUUAUGACUGAGCUCUUUAAACCACAAGAUGCAUACUCAAAGAAGGCUAUGAGAACUGUUUUUGACAAACUUGCUCAUGCGUCAAUCAUGAGGCUUAAUUCUGCAAGCAUGGAUAAGCUUUAUGAUCUGAUGACCAUGGCAUUUAAACACCAGGUCAGUUUAUGCCAAAGACCUCAAGAUAUCCUUCUUAUAACGCUAAACCACCUGGAUGCCAUGCGAGAGUUUGUCAAGGAAAACGAAACAGUGUUGCAGCAAGUGGAAAAUGUCUUUGCAUUGCUAAAACAGCACUACGGAAACUUAUGUCCUGGGCAGUUUCAGCUAAUAAGGAUGACCAUACUCUCUUUUUUCCAAGACAUGCAUAUAAGGGUGUCAAUUUUCCUGAAAGACAAAGUUCAGACACCUAAUGGUAGAUUCAUAUUGCCAAAGGAUGGGCAAGUUCCUUGGGACACAGAAGUACCAGGAACCAUAAGACUUUUUGAGAAUGGAAAGCAGGCUAAAACAAAGUCAUUCAAAACCAGUGUGAAGUGCCAACUUGCUGACAAGCCAGGAUCUUAUGAGCUCCUUGGUGAUAGAGUGACAAAACUCGGAAGAAACAUGUAUGAAGCUGCUAGGCAAGUGGAUACCACUAUUCAGAAUUCUGGGCCUAAGCCUGCACCACAAGCUGCUCCUGAACAGGAUUUGGAAAAUCGAAACCCUCUUGCCAAAGCUGAACUAAAUCUUCUUUCAUAUCUAAUAGCAGGCGAUCGACAGUCUAGUGGGAAUUCAUUCAGGCUUAAUCUAUUUAGCACAGACGAAGAAGAGCAAAAUGCCGAGAAGGAAUACGCAAAAGUUCGCCAUCGAGAAAUACUUAUAGAUGCAACACAGAAGAAGCAACAAGGAGCCUUAAGUCAGCUCAUGAACGAGUUCUCCAUUGAAGGAACAACCGGUUCUACUGAUAAAGGCGACGAUUUGCUUGAGCUAAUGGAUGCUGCUUCGAAAUGAACACAAACUCUUCAACGUUAUAAUUUAAUAACAACGAAAAUUAAAAAGGGUAGCGGUUCAAGUAACUGCUGUCAAAAAGUAGGGACUUCAACUAGUAGGGUUUCGCUUAUCAAAUUCUAUUUAACCUAUCUUGUUUUUUCAUCAAUAUUUCCGUCACCUUUAUCAAUGUUUGGCCAAAGUGAAAUACCUUUGUCAACAAAAGUUUGUUUGUCGUGUUCUUCAUUCCUUAUUUUGAUUCUCAAUUAUAACAAGAACAUUAUAACAAGGAAGAUGGCAUUUUUUGGACAUGUUGUUGGAGAAUCCAGUGGGAAAGUAUUUUGUAACAUUAUUGGAGGUUACAUCUGUGGACUAAGAUUACCAGGAAAGAAAAGAAGAAUGUGGUCAGAUGAUUUCAAGGAACGGGCGAAUAUUGAUAAUUAUGGCGAUUUUAAAAGAAUAGCAAACAAUAGAGUUUGGCGGAAGGUAAUGAUUGGCAACCUGCAGUACACAUAGAUACAUAUCAACAGGACUGAAUGAAUGAACAAGAAAAUGAUUCAUAUACCCCGCAACUAAAAAAUCUGCAUCUCUUCAAAAACAAACGAAUAAUAAUUCAGAAGUGGGGGAAUAAUUGUGCAUGACGGUGUGGGCGAGGGGAACACAAGGUUCAAUUUUGGGCCUUUUGCUGUUUUGUUGCCAGCAAUGCAGCCGAGCUUUUAAGCGAUUGUAAUUUAGUAAGAUAAGCCCUUCAUUUAAGAGCUAGCAAACGUUUGCACAACCCUUGCAAAAGAUAAAAAAAACUGAGAAUUCUAGCUUGCUAUUGUUGCUGAAGAUUUUGCAGGAACGAAAUUUGAGAAAAAGUCUUUAGACUGCUUAUUCUGUACGGAUUGAUAACUUCAUUUCCCAAUAAUAUUUUGAUGUAAGCAAUGGGUGUUUCAAAUGCAAAUGGCAGAAUACAGCUCUGGUAACUAGUGACCUUACAUGGUAUAUCGUCUGUUUACUUCACUACAGAGUGUACAUUUUUCAAAGCAAAUUACUGAUUUUUGAAUCAUUUGUAUCAACACUAUGUCAGUCGUGUCUGAUUUUACCUCAGCCCAUAACGUACAGCAUUGGCAACAUCAGAGCAAGCAAUGUUUGGUUGACUAGUUUGUAAAAAUAUACCCGGAAUCAAACCUUUUCAACACAAUAUUUUCAAAAAAACCACAAAUAUACCUUGCGACUCAACCCGAACAAGCGCAAUUUUUAAAGUUCUAGGGCAAGUUGUCUGUGAUCUAUUUGAGUCCAGCCUCACUUGGGUCAGAGAAAAUUUGAUUAGCUGCAGUGUUAUUGCCAUGGUGACAUGAUAUCUCUUAACUUUGUUUCAUUUUCUACGUUCAAAGUCACUAAUUUCAAGUUAUUUGAUUGUCAAGCCAUAUCAGGUAUCUAAAGAAACAGAAUUUGAGUGUAUCGAAGUUCUGGAUGAAGCUUUAUGUGCAAUGGGAAGUUUUCACUUGUAUGGGAUGACAGAUCUUGGAAACGAGUUGUUUUUCAACUGCAAACAACGGAUGAGAUUUUCCAAUCAAACAGACACCCACCUGCACAAGAGAUGCUACAAAAAACAUUAAUUCUUGCAGGUGACAGGGAAGCAACUGUAUAUCUCAAUAUACACCAAAUUUCGUAGUUAUCUAGUGGAAAAACUUGUUAGCUCCUAUCUGUUAUUUUAAACAUAGCUUUUUAACACAAAAAUGUAAAAAAAUGUUAUCGAUCGCACAAAGGUAUAUAUCCGAUUAAAGAUAUCACGCUUUGACAUGGGAACAGGAUCAUUUUUGAGCUUCGCGAUCAGCUGUGUCUAUGGAAAAUCUUUAUAGUAUGUUUUUGUCUUGGUCUACACUUGUGCCGAUAAUUUCAUCAGUUCAGUUGAUUCUGAUGCACAUAACCGCCGAGAAACAAACAAGCAAUAACGAUAUUGCAUAAAGCAGCAUAGCAUAAGUGAAGAAUUUGUGCCAAACCAACAGAACGCGUUGUGGUUGAAUGGCGUUUAGAAAACCUCCUCAUACUUUAUACUCAUCGCCAAGGUCGGAAAGCAAAUGGCUUAGACAACUUAAUCAACUUAAAGAAGACUAGGGUUAAAAUUAACAAAAGGUACCAUAAAUCUAUCUGAAACCCAUAUAUGCUACGAAAUUUUGGCAAGAGACGACGACUUGAAUUGUUAUUAUGACGUCAUAUUAUCAGGUUUUGACAGCUAGAUUUUGAUUUAGUUCAUAUAAAUACCAGUAAAGUUGUAAUAAUGGUAGACGUUUAAGAGUUAUAAUAGUUGAAAAUGAGCUUACAGCGAGACUUUAAGGGGAGCUGGUGCUUGAAUGGCGAGAAAAUUUCAGUGGUAGAGUUUUUAUGUUGCGCAAGUCAUAGAAUGGAAAAUAGAAUGGGAACUAAUUCGGCUAAAAAGGAUCCAAGGAAGGCAAAGAAAAGCAAAAUAGACAAGAAAACAAAGGAUACAUUUGCUAAGCUUUUGAGUGUGGACAAACAUUUGCCAAGCCAAAGGCAAGAAGACUACACUACAAGUUUUCCACUUCCUCCUAUCAGCCGUGAGAUUAACCCAACAUCAGCUGCACAAACAGAUUCAUUUCGGAAGGAAACGGCUAGGCCAUCAACCGAGAGCAAGAUAACAAAGAAACUGCCUCCGAUUAUUGAACAAACAGAAAAGAGGCUCACAUUGGAGAAAAGAGCGCGAGAUCAGGCCCUAACAUACACUCUAUGGAAAACGCCUCCGUUGCGGUCAGUCUAUAUCAGAUGGAAAAGCACAAAUACCUCUGUAGCUUUUUGCGAUGUGCAUACAAUGAUGGGCUUUUUUAGGCCGUAUGGACCGAUCGAAAGAGUAGUUUAUUCUUCCUCGAACAGUGCCAUUGUUGUUUUUAAUCUAAUCAGGUCAGCUUGCAGCGCCGCAGCAAAUGCAAGCCAAAAAUUAUCACAGUAUUCGCUGUUUGUCGUGUGGCUGCCACAGUAUUUGCAGGUACCCAUGGAGAAAAGCUUUAAAAUUCGCUAGAUGUUGGUUUAUUUUCAAUUAUCUGAGUAAAUUCGUGUUAUUUAUCAUUUCCCUGCCUUUGUCAUGUUUUCUGAAACUAAUUCGAUGAAUAAUGGGAAGCCAUUCCCAACAAGCCUGAAUGUGACAUGACAUGCAACAGCAAAGCAUGAAUAAGUUAUCUGAGUUUACUGAGUGGCUGGCGCUCGCAGAUGAUACUUUAAGACAACUUUGAGCAGAUCAUGUCAGUUUUGCGUAGGUACUUCAGCAAUGAGAAAGCACAAAAAAUUAUCUUUUUCGAGUUGUUAAAUCUUGGAGGACUUGUCUCGAUAUGGCCGUCCAGGUAGAAUUUUCAAAAGCCUGUGUUUUGUAUGCCCUGUGAUAUACUGACUGAAUGCCAGAGUCCACAGAAAUUAUCUAUACAACUAGUUUAUAGUCAGGGAAAUCUAUUUUAAAGAGAAGACAACACAAUCAAUCAGUUAUUUGAAGUUAUAGCCGCUAGCUCCUCGCUUUCGAUACUCCUGAUAGUUACCUUCCAAACCGAAUCACAAAGAUGAAAAUUGGCUGUACAUUAAGCUCAUCAAAACAGAUUUUGAUCUGUUUGAGUCCUUUUGGAUCUUUUCCUUUCAAUGUAUUCACUAGUGAUCUGAUUUUUUUAUACAAACAUAAAUGGAGAUAUGUAACUUGACUAAUGAAAUAUCAAUAAGGACUGAAGGAGGCACUUAAUAUUCUAUAGCAUGUGAAAUCACUCAAUGCCAAAACCCAGCGAAUUGUAAACAUCGAUAAAACCAAUUUCAAACGGAAAUUUAAUAGGAAAAAAUUACGCAAAAAGGUUAUCCAGAAAGUACAGGCAAUGUCUCUGAACGAGUUCAAAAACAAAAAAGGCAUUGAUCACAAAGCUGGCCUUGAUAAGUUGCAGUUAACCAGUAAAAAACCAACUGUAAAAAGGUUUGGUACUACCAUUAGCGUAAUUUUUUAUGGCGCCGCAUGUUUAGGCAUGCUAAAAACAGCACGAUUUGUUUUUAAAAUUUUAUUUGCAGCUUGCGUAUGUCUUUUAUUGUAAAGUAACAUAUAAGAACUUGGAAGGAAGAAAAGAAACGAAAAUAAGAAGAAAAACUGACAAUGGGUUCAAAAUGUUACAAAUAAUAUGAUACUUAACUCAAACAUCUAAACAUAACCAAAAUCUUUUCAAACAAUAUUUUUUUUGAACUUUUCCAAACAUAUUACAGAGUUUGGACUAAGCCUACGUAAAGUAUAGCCUUUUAAUGAGUUGCAAAUCAAACAGUACAUAUACGCGCAGAUGUUGGUGAAACGAAGUUUAAAGUUGAGAAUAAUUAAGCUUUUUAAAUUUAUAUGUUUUUACUAUCCAUGCUGAAAUAGUUAAAAAGCCUUCCAUUGAUGACAUGCAGAUAGACAAACCAAGCCUGGAACUAUCAAUAUAUCACUGUUGCCUAAAAAAAUUUGACAUCUUCUACCAACCCUCUCCUUCGCCCCCGUACAAUGUUGAUUUAUUUUCUCCGUAUCUCCAUACGCCUUUCAGUGACAAAAGUCUUACAUUCAGCAUCCAGCCGGUGUAGACUGAGCACCAUUGUAAUGGAGAGAAGGGGGAACUUUCAAGGAUUUACGAGGAACAGAAGGGGAAACUUCCUCUUAGACUUCAAAGUGAAACAAUUCUAAAGGCUUUUUUAUUCUCACGACUUUUGCUACCAAUGCAACAUAAAUUGAUCGAUAAAUAUAAGGCUAAUACUGCAGAGGGGGUUUGGUGUGGACUACUCAUACAAUAGUACCUGGAAAAGAAAAGAGAACCAGGAGAAAUGAUGGCCGUUAACUUAUCUGGAGGGCAAAUCUUCGAGAGCAGGGCAUUUUUAUACCAUUUGAGCCUGAGAUUCAAGGCAAUUGGUAGUUCAGAGCCAUUGACAAUUUUUUGAUGAAAAAACCCGCACCACGAUGGAGGAUAAAGACGAAGUCAAAAACUACCCUUAAAAUAUUUUUCUAAAAAUCUACAUCAUCAUUUUCCAGACAGCGGCCUGUUUGGAAACACAAACAAGUCACCAAACUUGCAUCAGGUGGAAAAAUUGACACAUUUGCUGAGUUGAGGUGACAGUAUUUCGGGGCUCCGCCCACUACCUACCGAUUGAAUGUUGCAGCUUUUGCAGAAUGAUAAACAUAUUUUACUGGUGCAAGCAUGUUCAUAAUGUAUUCUCGUGGACAGAUAUUUAAUUUUGAAUUUAAUCCAUUUAUUUACCCUGAUGACAAAAGCAAUUUUCUUUGCAAACCAACAGGUGUCGGCAGUUGAUCUAAGAAAGAGAUCUACAGACGACGGCUUAUUCAAGGGAAAUUGCACAUAAUUGCACGUUUUAAGUCUAAUGUUGAGUUGUGAUUGGAUAAAGUAGAUCAUUUAUGACAGUCUGUACCUGUAGUCUGUUAUCAAAGUGAUUGCUGUAGAAAAGAAGAAUGAAUUGGAGACUGAAAUUCAUCUUCAAUUUGCUUGCCGUUGGAAUUUGCACCAUUGCUUGUAACGGCUUUGAGCACCCUGAUUUUCAUUGGACAUUCGACUUCAACGAUGGACAGAGUACAUACGAGGUCAAAUCAGCGCUUGAAAACGUAGGAACGUUCGCAAAUGGAACAAAGAUGACCAACAGCGACGGCCGACAUGGAUUAGUGGCCUACUUCAGUGGCAACUUCUCCGGAAUCGUUAUCAAAAACGUAACAAGCAGCUGCUUUCUGGACCCUGCCACAUGUCGAACUGGGUUCAGUAUGAGCUUUUGGAUUAACUGGGUGCAGGCUAGAGAGCAGUUUUUAUUCAUGUCUCCAGCCAUAUCAGCGAAGCAUGUAAUGGCCGAAAGAAUGGUGGUCGAAAUAUGGAAUGGUAGUAAAUCAUGGACCAUUUUUCACGGAUGUUCACAAUCAGCUGGUUGGCAACAUUACAUGAUAACAUGGGACAAAGUGAAAAUGAAACUUUUUGUUGACGGUGAAGAAAAAGAGAAAGCAAUGUUGGCAGAUUUCUCUAAUGGUCUAAUUGGUAGAGGUGGCGCCACGUUUCCAACGAGACUAGCGUUAGGAAGAGCAUCCACAGACGAAAGUGUCACGAGGUUGGCUCAAGUUUACUAUGACGACUUUAAAAUAUGGGAAAGGCCGUUCAAUGAUACGGAGGUGUUGGAAAUCUACAAUACAGAAGUCUACAAAUCACAUCAGCCCAUGACAGAAGAUAUCUCUCAAGCAAUUCAAUUCACUUCAUUUGUGAGUAACACCAAAUACACAAUGAAGGCGGCCUCGGUUAUCACUGAGCAGCAAGUAGCCUGUUUAGAGGACUGCUACAGAAUCUGCUCAAAAGAACUGAAUUGCAAAUCGGUCGCUUUCAAGACAGGGCUGUCUCAAAGUAUUUGCAGAAUUAGUGACGAGCCUCUAUCAAUUGCAGAUGAAGGCGCGAAUAAUGAUGGAUUUCGAUAUAUUUUUGUUGACAAAGGCAGCUAAAAUCUAGCAUGGCUACAAUUUUCUGACUAUAAGUGAAUACAAAAUGGCUCUCGAAGCUUUUGAAUAUCAAAACUUUGUCUUUGGCGAUCUUAAAAACCUUUAAAAAUGACAAUCCACCGGAAAACUGGAUUUCUUUACUACUUAUUUGAUGAAAAUCUUGACUAAAGGAAGAUUUUCAAAACCAUAUCAUAAAUCGGGGAUUGAAUAGUUCAAGCAAUAUUUCUUAGAAUUAUAUUUUAAAAUGUAAUGGUAAAUUUCCAUCAAAUUUUUUAUAAGUACGGCCAAUAACGUGAUAAUGAACAGCAUAAGAAGUCGAAUCACUUUGUCUUGUCAACAAGAGGCCAUAUCUGGCAGGCCCAGAUUUUAUGUUGUACUAUCACGAUUCAAUAUCUGAUACGUCCAGAUUUCAUGCUGUACCUUCACUAUUCCUCAUUAUGUAGGCCUAGAUUUUCUGUUGUACUAUCAAGAUUCAAUAUCUGAUACGUCCAGAUUUUAUGCUGUACCUUCACUAUUCCUCAUUAAGCAGGCCUAGAUUUUCUGUUGUACUAUCAAGAUUCAAUAUCUGGUAUGCCCAGAUUUUAUGUUGUACCUACACGAUUCCAUAUUAAAUAGGCCCAGAUUUUAUGUUGUACUACCGUGACCUGAGUCAUUGAUACUCCAUCCACUUUCUUCAAGUGUCUAGUGCCCUUUUCUAAAAAUCCCCAUACGAAAGUUAGAACCCCCCAAUCCACUGUUCUAAAUUUUCAAGAACCCUGUCUUAAAAUUAUAAAGACACGUCAGUUUUCUUGCUAAAUCUAAACAAUUAAGUUAAUAUCAGGCAUAUGUUGCUUCGGAACAGAAUAAAAAAGGCCUUUAUAACCUUGUCAUCAUUUCAAUUUUUUCAGAUUGUAUCACCUUAAUAUACAAGAAUGUAUUGCGAAUAUAUUGUAAAAUGUAUUGCGACGAAUGUUUUGUGACGAGUUCGAAUAUAUUGUAAAAUGAUCGGUUUUGUAAAUAACGAGACAUUAUAGCAUGGCACUAAAGUAGCUUUGGACGAAUAAUUCGUCAAAUUAAGAAACCUAUAUUCUUAUAGAAAGAGUAUGAACACUUGAAUUAGCUUAUCCAAAAUGUUUAAUUUUUUUUGAACUGCUUGGAUCA